Leptopilina heterotoma is the source of this 6326-nucleotide messenger RNA. RefSeq names its product probable serine/threonine-protein kinase DDB_G0282963. The coding region runs from base 310 to 5991 and encodes 1893 amino acids. The transcript has 8 exons. NCBI's taxonomy places the organism in Eukaryota, Metazoa, Arthropoda, Insecta, Hymenoptera, Figitidae. The record is from RefSeq and is a predicted model, not a curated record.
CUUUAAUCAUCCACAAAACCAAAUGAAAAUUGAAAAUGGCUACCAUUUUUUUAUUAUCCUACAAUUUUUUGUAAGGAAAAUCACACAAGUGAAAUUUUGUAUUAGAUAAAAUAGCAAUUGUAAUCUGAAGCAGCAGUCGUACCGUGGAAACACAAAAGCAUUUAAAACCUACAAUACAUUAUUAACAAAGUAAAGCCGAUUUAUCAAUUUUACUUUAAUUGAGUAAACUGUGAUGUUUGUUGUCUGCUGUUAAUUAUGAUUUCUGUUUGAUACUGCUGUAAAAGGAUUAAAAUUAUACACACUAACACUAUGGAUAAUAUUGUAUCAUCAAAUUGUAUGACAGAAAAAGAAGAAGCUGUUAAAUUGCAUGAAAAUAUAGAGCAAACGACAAAUUCUUUGAAUUUCUUACAAGAUAAAUCCGAACAAGAUGAAAAUGGCCACAUAGCACUUUCAUCUGCAGGUGGUGAUGACAAUGGUGCACUUGAAUGUAUUGAUAUUAUGUUACCAACCCUUGAAUCUUCUAUUCAACAUGAGGAGAAAAAUGGUGAUAAUAUGGUAGCAGCAUAUGAAAGUUCAAAACAAAAUAUCUACCAAUAUACUGAUGAGAACCAUCAAAAUGAUGAAGGUGAACUUUUAAAUAAUUUUCCAAAGUCUGAAGUGAGUUAUAAUAAAAUUGUGGAAUUGAGUAAUAUUCGAGUAAUUAAUGUUACAGUAAUUCAAGAAGAUGAAGAAGAAGGAGGAGGAGAAGAAGAAGAAGCAAAUGAUCAAAUUCAAGACCUCGAGUUACAGGAAAAUCAAGUAAUUAAUGUACAUCAAGAUCAAGUUAUAAUUCAAACUAUGGAAACAUUACAUUUUGAUGAAUCUAAUCUCGCGAAUGAAUACAUUGACGAUGAAAAUUUAAAUUCUCACAUAGUCGAACAAGAAGAGAAAGAAAAUGAAAAGAAGAAUAAUAAAAAUGAAGUACUUGAUGAAACUAUUUUAGAGGAUAAUUACGAUAUUGAGGAAAAUUUACAAAAUAAUGAUGAAAACAGUGAAGAAUGUCAAUUGUCGUUAAGUGUUGAUCAAUUCGAAGACGAAACAAUACAUAAAGAAACAAUUGCCGAUUAUUGUGAUGAAAGUCUUAUUGAUAAUAAUAAAGGAGCAGAAUUUUUAGAAAACAGUAAUUCUGAAUGUGAGUUGAAUGACGAAUACACUCAUUUAACAAAUCCACCUGAGAUUCAAUUAUCAAAUGCAACACAAGAUUUAACUGAUGAUGCACAUCAUCAUUCACUGGAUUCUAAUAAGGAUCUUAUUUCGCCUAAUCAAACAUCGGAUUAUGAAGUAUAUUCGAGUAAUACAGAAGAGAACACAAUUCAAAUUCAUAACGACGAAAAUGAUAAACUAAAUUUAAAUGCUGUUGAUUGUCGGAAAAAAAAUUUAAUAAAUAUAGCUGCUGUGUCUGCAAAUAUUGAUAUUCAAGAUGGAGAACCGGAUAAAAUUCCAGAGGAAAAUCAAGAAGAAAAGCAAAUAAAUGACAAUGAAAAUGAAAAAACAUCUGUAAUUCAAGAAAGUAUAAAUAUUGAAAAUAGUGAACGUGAUUUGUGUAACGAUGAAUUAGUUUGCAAUCAUGAUGGACAAAUAAUUAUGAUUGAAAAAGAAGGAGGAGAUGAAGAUGAAGGUACAAGUGAAGUUAUAGAAGAAAUAUAUUUUAUUCAAGAUGUUGAUGGCUGUAAUGAUAAUAAUUAUGAAGAGAAAAAUAUAAAUAAUAUUAAUGAAAAAAUUCAACAAAAUGAUAAUCAAAAUGAAAAUAUUGAUAAUGAGGAGGAGGAUGAUGAUGAUGAUGAAGAAGAACAAAUUGAAGAAGAAGAAGAAGAAGGAGAAGAAGAUGAUGAAGAAGAAGAAGCAGAAGAAGAAGAAGAAAGUACAAACUAUUUUUCAAAAACAAGUAGAAAAAGUGUAGUGAAAAAUUCAAAUAAUAUUGUAGAAAAGUCGAGAAAUGUUAUACAAGAUAUUUUUGAUGAUUGGGGAGAUGAAAAUGCUGAUGAAGAUAAUCAAAUAUUUUCAACUAAAAUUCAAGAUACAGUAGAAAUUGAAUUGAAUAAUCUUCUCAAUGAUGAUAAUAUAAAAAAGAAACCAUUAACGACAAAUAAAGAAAUAAUACAAAAUGAAAAUUCUAAUAUCGAAAAUGAUAAUAAUGAUUAUGAUAGUAGUACUGUUAUUUCAAUGAACAAGAAAAAUGUAAAUGUUAAAAAUCCGCAAGAGGAAACUCGAAACCCUAGCAAUAGUGUGACAACAUCCUCCACAUCUUCAAUACCUUCUUCAUCUUCAUCUUCGAUUUCAGUUCCGGCAAAGAAAAUUACUAGAGAUUUAACACGUGCUAAAGACGACAUUCCAAGUUUUGUUCAACCAUAUGUUCGAGGAACGUAUUCAUCAGAAUUAUCUGCAUCUUCAUUACAUCAUGAUCAAGACGGUGAAUAUGAAGAGUUAAAUUCAAGAAAAAAAUUACAGUCUCCGAGAUUAGGAGUAAAAGUACCAAGCCGACAUUUAAAAAGUCAAAUUGCAACACCUGCGGAAGUUACAGAAGUUUUAAAAGAACGACUUCGAGAAAAACAAAAGAAUUUGGAAAGUCCUCAAGGUGCAGAUAUUGUGUUUGUUAAAAAACUAACUCAAAGAUUCGCAAGUAAAAUAUGUGCAGGUGGCACAAUGCCUGUUCCUGCAUUAAUUCCAAUACAACAAUCUCGUGACAGUCUUGAACGUGUGGACAGCAGUUCUGUUAUUAAUAACACAACCAUUAACUCAAACGAUAAUUCUGACAAUAGAGAAUUGCUUGCUAUUCUAGAAGGAGAUGUUGAUCCAGAUUGGUCGAAACCUCAAUCUCUGACAAGAGAACUUGCUUUAAAACAACUUGAUGAAACUUUAUCCAAAGGAAAUAAAAGACUAAAGAAAAAGAAUUUAAAAGUUCAUUCAAAUAAACAAGCAGCAGAAAAAGACGUCGUGGAAAAAUCACCGUUAACUGUACAAGAAGAAAAAUUAAAGCCUAAAGAUGGAAAUUUAAAUAAAAAAAAAGUGGACACUAUUAAACAAAAAAGAAGCACUUCAGCAGCAAAAUUAUCGACAUCGCCGUCAUCGUUAACAAAGCCAAAAAGAACGUCGUUAUCACCUGCUCAAAAAUCACUAAAAGAAAACGAUUCUCAAAAUACACAAUUAAAGCCAACAACAGCAACACCAACGCCAACAACAACAACAUUAAAUGUAGAAAUUCGUCCAACUGAUGAAACAAGAUCCGGAAGAAAACGAAAACCAACUGAAAAAGCACUUGAGCAAUAUGCUUCUAAGCGACAGAGAAUGUUUAAAACAAACUCGUCUCCAAAAGUUGACUCUGAUAUAAAAGCAGAUAAACAAAUAAAUCAAAUACUUAAUGCGACUGUUUCUACCCCGACGAAAAGGAAAAAAUCAAAUUCUGAACAAGUUUCAAUUUCUGAUGCUGCAAUAAUCACUAAUGUUGAAGGAGGAUCAAAAGAAGACUCACAAGCCACAGAUAAUAAUUUGAUAUCUUCUAAAUCACCAUCAAGCAAUAUUAGAAAAAUGGAUAAAAAUGCAAAAACACCAGAUCUUGGGAAAAAAGAAAAAGAUAAUUUUUCAUCACCUACAACAUCCUUGGAAGAAACUCGUACUCGGAAGUCAACAACAGCAACAAUUCUUACAAAAAGAUUCUUAUCACCAAGAUUGUUAAAACAUCAAACAAAAAAGGCGACAAAUGUACAAAAAAAAAUAUCACCAACAACCGCAACAAUGUCAUCAUUGCAUAAAAGACCAGUAGGUAGGCCCGCUAAAAUCAAUGUUCCCAAGAGAUUAUUGGUGAAAGAGAGAUCGGCUUUCAAAAAAACGGAAACUCUAAAACCCAAAAGAAAGAGAAGGUCUGGUAUUAAAGAAAUUGAUAAACUAUUACAAGAUGAAGGUGUGGUUAAUCUAUUGUACGAUGUGGGACAGCCAAGAAAAAAACGUUUGAUUCCAAUUACAAAAUCACAAAAAAAAGUGAUGGAUAUAGAAAAAGCAGAACGAGAUUUAGACCUUCGCAAGAAGCUUGUUAAAAGUACAGUUCUUGGUUUACGAGAUUCUGAUAUUAAAUUGAAUAAAAUUGCUUAUCGUACAAAACGACGAACAAGUCCUCCCAAAGAUACUCUUAAUAAUAAUAAUAAUAAUCAUCAUCAUCAUCAUCAUCAUCCAGAAGAUAUUUGUUCUUCUUCUUCUUCUUCUGCUUCCUCCUCUUCUGCCGCAAAUGACAAGAGAAAAAAUUCUACUGAAAUGAACACUGAAUUUAUUUAUCCAGCAAAAAUUAGAAAUGCAGCUGAUGCUUCAAUAAUUGUGAGAAGACAUUCCUCUAGUUCAUUUUCAAGUGUUUCAGGUAGUCCAAGAGUUAGUAUUGACAGUCCUUUGGAAACAGGACAACAACAAUCUAAUGAUGAGAAUAAUCACGGAUUAAGAUCAACAACAAAGAGGAAACAGUCAUCUUCUGAUAAAGCAAGUACAAAGCAUAACAUUUUAGAGGCAAAACGCAAUAAACAACAAUCUUCUACAAAUACACCACUACCCCCUAGUAACAAGAGUCCAAAAUCUUGUAAAAUAAAUAUUACUCAACCGUCAUCGUCGACUCUCAAAUCUGAAGAUAAAGAUAAAGAUACUAGAAUAGAUUCAAUAAAAAAACAAAGUAAAACUGUAGAUAUUAAUGAAGGAAAUAAAAAACUUAUCAAGAAUUCAAAUUUGAAUCAAGAUGCCGCUGAUGAGAAUACAAACAAUUUGGAAACAACUGAUAAAAUUACUACUAGAUCAAGUGGCAGUAAUAGUGCAGCUCUUAAAAAAACACCCAACAGCCAAAACAAGAAAAGAAUUGUUAAAGAAAAGUCCACUUCCUUAACGUCCAACAACAAUAAUGACAAAGUUUCUGACACAAGACAAGAGGAAUCGUGUAAAAAUCAAGAUAAAUUAUCUGCUUGUUUAGCAGAAGCAGCAACGGCUCUUUUAUCUGUUACUAGUAAUACUAAUACUAAUUGUGAUACAGAGAGCAGUGAAAUUGAACACGGUAAACAUUCAAGUACUGCAAAUUCAAUGGGUCGAAAAAAUAAAGCCCUCACAAAUGAUGUUAAAAAGCAGAGCGAUAAAUACAAUAGUUGUAAUAGUAGCAGUGACCCAACACAUAGUGAUACAUCAUUGAAUUCACGACUUUUCAGUGACAACAAAGAAAUAGGCGUCUCUCGAAACGGAAAUCUUGUGCAAUUAAUAUUAACUCCUUCGACAACAAAAUUAACUAACGGAAUCACAUUAAAGGUGAUGCAAGAAUUAUGUAAUACUCUAUCAAUAUUGAAAACCGAUGAGGAAUGUCGCGUUGUUCUCUUUACAUCUAAUGGCGGAACAAGUUUCUGUGAAGGCCUGGAUCUUUCCACUUUGAUACACGCUAAUAAGGAAAAACGAAAAAUUUAUGCCCAAGAAAUGGCAAAUGCUGUUAAGGAAUUUAUAAAAUGCUUGGCGACAUUUAAUAAGCCCCUUGUGGCUGGAGUUCAAGGAGCUGCUGUCGGUUUAGGUGUGACAAUCCUACCUUUAUUUGAUUUGGUAAUAGCUAGUGAUAAAGCAACAUUUUAUACCCCUUAUGGCAAGCUGGGACAAAUACCAGAGGGAGCGGCGAUAAUGACCCUUUCACAUGUUCAUGGAAGUGCAGUUGCAAGUGAAUUACUACUUGGAGGAAGGACCUUAACAGCCAGUGAAGCAUUGAGGGCAGGUCUAGUUACAAGGGUAUUGUGGCCAGAAAGAUUUCCAUUAGAACUACUUCCUUUAGUAAAGGCAAUGAGUGAGCAGUCUUCUCAGUCAAUGGAAGCAACGAAGGCUCUUUUACGUCAAAGUCUACGAAAUAAGUUAAAUGACGCUCUAGAAUCUGAAACCCAUAUAUUAGUAAAUCAGUGGUGUUCAGAUGAAUGUCAAGUAGCCAUUAAAAAAUAUACUGCGAAACAAAUUGAAUGAAUUAAAAAAAUAAUUAAACAAAACAUGAUGAUAAUGAUACUGGAUAAAAAGAAUUUACUUUUUCAAUUAACUUUUGUAUAUCUAAAAAAUUUGCAAUUCAUCGUUAAUUGUAUAUAGAUACAUAUUUAAGUGUAAUAUGUAAUUGCAACUCAUUAAUCUAUUUUUAUUUUCAAUUGAAGAAACAUUUUAAUAAAUAGUGUUAAUUGUUUACACUAAAUACAAAAAAUUGAAAAAAAAUAUGUUAAUCAGAAUAGUAUUUUGAGUUUCAAAGACUACAUAUAUGUAUAAAUCCUCAAUGAUCAGAUGUGCAAAAUAUAAAAAUUGAUUAUUUAAUA